This is a messenger RNA of Pectinophora gossypiella (pink bollworm), 1179 nucleotides long. RefSeq names its product programmed cell death protein 2 (gene Zfrp8). The transcript is spliced from 6 exons. The coding region runs from base 54 to 1121 and encodes 355 amino acids. Gene Ontology annotation, cellular component: nucleus; cytoplasm. The record is from RefSeq and is a predicted model, not a curated record. Lineage: Eukaryota; Metazoa; Arthropoda; Insecta; Lepidoptera; Gelechiidae.
AAUAACCUCAAACUUUAUAACAAGCACGGUAUUUGAGAAAUAAAUAUAUCCAAAUGGCUACAAAUAAAGUAGACAUAGGAGUUCUAGAAGAAAGAACCAGUUGGCUUCUACAUCCUAGAUUUUUUCCUAGCAAAGUGGGGGGCAAGCCAGCGUGGCUGGACCUUAAAAAUCUGCCUAACCCUCAGGAGCUGGAGUGUAAACGAUGUAAGGAUCCUCUAGUGUUUCUGUGUCAAAUAUACGCACCAUAUGAGGAGUUGGAUGAAUGCUUCCAUCGUACUGUAUUUAUAUUUAUAUGCCGCAAUGGAACUUGUUGUCGAACUAACUGUGCAGAAAAUUUCCUUGUAUUACGUUGUCAGCUGCCACGAAAGAAUGCCUUCUAUUCAUAUCAGCCCUAUGAAGAAAAUGAAAAUGAGGAAUUUCCAAUGGACAAAUGGCCUAAGCUUUGCAACUUGUGUGGGGCAAAAGGCCCUUCUCAUUGCUCAAAGUGUAAGAAAAGUUUCUACUGCAGUCGUCAACAUCAAAUUCUUGACUGGCAGAAAGGCCACAAGGAAGCUUGUCUACAAUUACAGGCUGCUGAUAUGGUAAAGCUAAACAACUUUAUAGUCACCGAUGCUGGUAAAGCCGUCUUGUUCAAGGAGUGGGAAAUUAUAAUUGAUGAAGAGGAUGAGGAAGAUGUCAAAGAUGUGGAUGUAAAUAAUGAAAUGGAGAAAUUACAUAAAUUAAUGCAAGAAAAAAAAGCAGGAACAUUAAGCAAUGUCAGUGAAGGGGAGUUAGAUGAAUAUACUAGAACCAUGCCAGAGGAUAAGGUUUUCAAUAAAUUCAGCAAAAGGAUAGCACGGCACCCAGAACAAGUGCUGAGAUACGAUAGAGGGGGAAGCCCAUUGUGGAUUACAGGAAACACAGAGAACAGUGUUAUGAAUGUGGCCAACUGCCAAUACUGUGGUGGAGAAAGACAAUUUGAAUUUCAGGUAAUGCCACAACUUCUAAACUUUAUUAAUGCUGGAGUAGAUGUAAAUAGUAUAGACUGGGGUGUGCUAGCCGUGUACACUUGUAAGUCUAGCUGCACACAAGGUCCUGCAUACAAGGAGGAGUUCAUAAUAAAACAAGAUUUAACUAAUUAACUAAGUGUAUUUAAAUUCACAUAACUGUUAUAAUUAUUAAUUACAUUAUUUUUAUUUA